UAUCAGGACUGGUCUUGGUUCGUACUAGCAGGUUGUUCUGCACCUCCCGGCACCGGGACAGAAGUGUAGGGAGGUUUUCCUUUCGUGGAACAUCAUGCAUAGCAGGUACUGAAUCUUUUCACAAGACCGAACAUGAUGACCCCCACCUCCUUGUAAACACGCGCGGUGGUGCUCCACCUCGAUCGGUCUUUCUGUCUCCUCCUCGUUGAUCAGCAUAUUGAUGUAGGAAGAGAAGUCCUCAGUUCUAUGCGGCUAUUAGUAAGUGCAUGUAGAUUUUCAUUUUAGUUCUUUCUGUUGAUCGUCACCGUAUAACAGUACUAUGAUGUGAAGAUAUUCAUGGUACAACCAACAACAGCAACAAUUCAAUACAACAUACCGGAUAGGUCGUACAACGAACUUCUAGCCGUUGGAUUGAGAACUGGAGUCACUUGCUCAUGCUCUGCAGCAAGUUUUACGUGACCACAGAGUAGACUCGUACUCGUCAGAGUUGCAUUCUCUACCAAGAACAAGUAGCCUGCGACUUCCACAAUUGCUUACGCGUUUUCGAUUCCCAAAAAAAAUAGAGAAUAGAGUUCUCAACGUAGCAACAACCUGCUUCCACGUACUCGACGCUUUCAAAAUUUUGAACAUCUAGACUCUUCACUCUUCACCACGUCCAAGGACCAAGAAUAACCAAGCACGAAGACAAGAAGAGGAAAAAGAUGCAAAAGCAGGUGAACUACUAUGAGAUCUUGGGUGUGGAGCCCACCGCCAAAUUGGAGGAGAUUCGAAAUGCCUAUAGAUCUCUGGCGUUGCGCAUGCACCCCGAUCGUGCCUUGAUCAAUCAAGGCAUGGAACGAGCGAGCAAAAAAGAAAAUUUAAGGGUAGGUUAAAAGUGCUUUUCUUACCGCUUUUUAUGCCUCUCUCAUCCUAAGGGAGAGAGAAAGGCAUAAGAUGAAGUGGGGUAAGCGAGCACCAAAAGCCUACCUCUAAAAAACGGCGCUUCUAGUGGCAAUGUUGGAAGUGGGAAUCCGAAUGAAGGCGAGUCUAUUGGAUCCAAUCCGGGAGUCUCUACCACAAGCACGACGAGUAAGAGAGCCAGCUCUGGACCUGGUAGUGAGCAGAUAGGGGGUUCCGUCAGUUCUACCAGUACUACACCGGCGCAGGAAGAUGACCUGUCUUAAGGCUUAAUUUAAUAAGAAAGUAGGUACACAACGAACUGAAGAAAAUUAGACCUCAGAAUACGAUUACGAACAAUUAUACAGGCACCCGCAGGCUGCCUGACUCUUAUUUUUCAUCAGCUAAAAGUCGACAUGCUUCUCAAAUAGAUUGUUCCGCGCUUCUACUAGGCUCUAAUCAUCAGCAUCCGCAAGAAGCUGUGCGGCUAGUGAGACUGCUGGUAGCGGUGGGAGGUCGAAAAUGAGAGGCAAAGUGAAUUUUGAAUUCUACCAGAUUCAAGACGCAUGGAAAACGCUGAGCAAUCCGAGUAGGAGGUACAACUCUAGUACUAUGUGUUUGCUGGAAAAUAUCAUUGGGAAAUCCAAGUAGGAGGUACAACUCUAGUACUAUUUACAAAAACUCUACUAAUGGUCAAGAACAAGGAACUCAAGGUCUUACAACUACCUCCACGACGUCAACGACGUCUUACUUUUUUUGAUUACCUACUACUGCAAGAACGUACAAAACUACUCCUUCCUUUUCCACUCUCACCAUUCUCACCACAUGAUCUCAGAUUUCUCUACGAUAUGCGAAAUUUUGGGUCUUCCACUGAAUUCCCAGACCAUGACGAAUCGUAUUUACUGGACUUGGAACGCGCUCAAGCAGAGAAAGACCUACAUCAAAUGAGCAGCUAUUUGACCAAAGUAGUGACACGAGAAACCAAGGCGAAAGGAGUCAUCAUCAUGGAUGCUUGGUAUGUGACUGACUCUUCAUUAGCAGGUGUUGUAGGUAAGCUACUACAUCACGACCGCUAAUAAAAAGCCAUGAUGAUCAUUUGCAUUCCUUUUCAUGGAUCCUCCACACAGCAACGUACUCAUUUUCACUUCACCAGGUAUGGCGACAUGGCUACUUUGAGCAAGUUUCAUAUGUCACAUCUCCACCAGGUAUGGCGACAUGGCGAUCUUGAGCAAGUUUUAUCUGGCUUUCAACGAACGCAACUCCCCUAAUCGGGUUGGGGAAGACGGUUUGUAUGUCGACGUUCGAGUGGCGACCCAAUGCCAAGUCGAUUACAAGAGUCAUAGACUGAUCAUUAUGGAGGACGGAUUCAUCACUGUUGAAGGAAUUUGGAAUUUUUCAAUAGAUGAGUGUACUACAGAUUUAUUGGGUUUACCUUGUCCUUGAGACUGACAUCGUCUAUGUUCUGAUCCCACUUGCUUUUCAUCCUCCUCAAGGUCAGAUAUCACAUCUACUGUAACUAAAGACAUCUAGGAGGGACAUCUGUAAACACAUUCUUUAGACUCAAAGCCCUGCUUACGGCCUCUAAUCCAUUGAGCGGAGGAGAUUCGACGUCGAGAUCUGACUUGCCAGGGUUUUACAACCCGAUUCCGCUGUCUUUGCGCAGCUCAGUCGAAUUAGGGAUAUUCAUUAGGUAUUGCUUCCUUUACGCUUAUACUGGAAGGAGUACGCUUUCUUAUAUAUAGCUUUCUUAUAUAUUACGCAGCUUGUACUUAUAAAAGAGGGGCUCAUUGAUUUUUAGGAUUGAGCUUCCAACUUAUCUGACUUCAGAGUUCCUCGCACAGGUACCAAUUCAACAACGAAGUUCACGAAGUACUGGCGAAUGAUACGGAGUCUAUCUGUAUCCCUAAGAAAUCUCAUACGAUUUCCAAUAUUGCUAAGCGGAUCCGUCAGACGCAAGAUCAAGAGAAGGAGUUGGAAGAAGCAGCCAAAAGAAAGCAGCGGAGCAAAACUUUACCUGGUGUUAUGAACGGAGUUUUACUGAGGGACAAUUUCAUCAUAUUAAGUACGUAAAUAGAAGUAGAUGGAAAAUUAAUCGUAGAUCCAUCUUUACUUUUUGGUGCUUGGAAUCAUUUCCUCAGAAGUUUUGAUUUGUGUCAAUAGAUCAUAGGCUCAUCUCGUUCCUCUUUUAAUGGUGGAAGUAACAGAUGAAAAGAAGUAAGUACCCAAAAGGAGAAUGACCAUCCCUCUUUCAUACCCCUCGUCGAGAUGCUAGGCGCCAAUACGGAGGAAGCAAGUAUCGCUGCCAACCUGGGUAUUUGCGCUAUGCUAACUGGUCUUUACCUCUACAAGGAACGCGACGUCCUACGACAGAUAUUUGCUCCACUUUUUGGAGGAGGGAAGUGAUGCUUGAGCAUGCUCAAGGUGGAGAUGAAUGGGUGAUAACUGGGGAGGUGGUAGGGAACAAGCAACAGGUCAUGGAAUACGAUAAAGAUAUGGUGAAAAUAUUUCUGAGAAUAUCUUCCAGAGUAAAAUUUAGCUGAGCCGUGACCUAGACCUUGGAGUUUGUACAUUAAUGUAGGCAGCAGGCAGAGGCAAAUACUAAGUACAACCCUGACCACGACGUGAAAUGAGUUGAAACACCCAUGUCGUGUAACUACCGGACAACAAAGUCAAAUCGUAAGCAUAUUAAUGGAUAACUCGGGAAACUUCUGCAUUCUAAACAAAAACGUCACGUAACGUCAUAAACAAGAAAACCAAUCUAUCAACUUUUAGAACUUCUCAAGAACGCUCUGUUGAUUUUUAUCGUCUCCAUUUAUCUUACGACUAGUGUAGCGCGAACGAGAUCAUGUAAUAUCCCAUGAUGGCAGAUAUCCUGCUCAGCAGCCGUUAAAGUCUGCCACAUCGGAUGGUAGGCCCAAACCU
Molecule: messenger RNA, 3798 nt
Organism: Amoebophrya sp. A25
Lineage: Eukaryota; Dinophyceae; Syndiniales; Amoebophryaceae
Source: the annotation of a GenBank genome assembly